AUGGAGCUCCCCAACUGCCAGGUGCUUCUCGCUGGCUUUCUAAUAUCCAGUGUGAUAUACUGGAACGCGUACUUUGUCGUUGAUUACCUCCUCAGGAAGCUCGCACCAAACGCCUACCGCCGGUUAGAAGAAGACGAACUUCGUAAGCUCGUUCCUCUGAUAUUCGCAAUCCUUCGGGCAUUCUUUGGCCUCACGGUCACUUUCCCAUCGUGUGUGGUGGCUGCCGUGACAACACCUUGGGGCGUCGAUCAACCCCUGAACUCCCAUGGUCAAUUCUGCGUGGUAUCGCAAGCCGCUGGAUGGGCCAACGAACUGGCCUUGAUACGAUUCUACUCUUUUGAACUCUUCGUCCAUCACAUCAUCUGCCUUCUUGUUACAUCAAACAUUAUCUUCGCUCCAGCGGUACACCAGAUCAAGCCUUUGUACAUCUACUAUGCAUCACUGGUAGGAGAUGUCGGACCAGUCUCUGUGACCAUCCUCCGAUUACUCGGCUACCGCUUACAAACAUCCAAGCCAAUGUACUGGAUUUCUCUUGCAUCGACCAUGAUUCUGAUCUUUGGCCGUAUCGGAUGCGCUUUGUACACUCUCACCCAGGUGAUGACAGACCCUUCUAACCUCACCGACUGGGUAUGGGUUCUAUCAGUUCUACUCUUUGGCUCCUACUCGAUCUACAAUGCGAUCCGUAACUUGCAGCGACUCGAAAUCAUCAAAGUCGAUCCUCGUCGGUACAGAGUCACGUACUUCAACCAAUUCAACAUCCCCAUCGCAAACAUGUAUCUGGCCCUCGCUUGCAGCGUUUCAUUGCUGUCGACUUUAUUCCUAUACGGAAUCUACCUCGAUCGACCUUUGAGGAUGGGAGAAACACACCUCAUCUCCUUGCAUGGACUCAUCGCAGUGGCCUUCGGGCUGACCGGGGCCCUUUUACUGAAAAUGACACGCAUCAGCAACCUCUCGGACCCAUGGGGGAAGUUGUACGUCCCAUCUGGCGUCUUGAUCGCUGGCCACUGGACUAAGCUCAUCACACGUCAUACCACCUAUGUUGACCGCGAUACACUCUUGGCAUCGAUGGGUAUCAGCAUUCCUCUUUUCUUCACAUUCUCUCGAGUGGCCCAAUACUACGCAGUCAAGGAUGCCCUAGUAAUAUCUGACGAGAAGCGCCCUGUGGAUAGUAGAUACAAAAGACUACAUCUAGAGUCUGUCAUCGAACAGGCCACGAUAUUCCUCUUGACAUUGUGCUUCUCGACUAUUCAUGGUGCAAGCCCAUCGGACACGGCACGCCUGGCAAUUUGUGCUUCUCUGAUACUACAGCUCAGAUACCCAGGAGAAGACCCUGCGACUGUUGAAAAUGUGGACGAAACGAUAAGCACUUUGCUCUGUCCGACCAAGCUGGUUACAUCUAGGCUUCUCAUCAUUUCCAUGACAGGAUGGUACGCUGGAAACACAAAUGACCCUAUGAAUGUUAUAUCGCCUCGUAUAACUCUUGGUGCGAUUGUUUCCAUGGCUUUCCUCAUAUCAAAACCGCUGGUCACAUCUACGCCACGUCAAAAGAAUUUGGCACCUCGCAAGUCCAGGAGAACCCACACCAUGGCGCUCCUCUAUGUCUUCUUCGGUACCUUGCAGGUUAUUAUGGUUUGGAAGUAUGCUACCUUCGAAGAGGGCACAUCAAAAGCCAGUCUUGGAUUCAAGAACUUCCGUUCUGUUCUAUCAGAUCCAUUCACUUGGGUGGGCCUUUUGCACAUGGCUUCAUUACCUAUUGUUGUUCUCAGGGGGGCCAUGUAG
Fusarium poae is the source of this 1779-nucleotide messenger RNA. RefSeq lists its product as uncharacterized. The record is from RefSeq and is a predicted model, not a curated record. NCBI's taxonomy places the organism in Eukaryota, Fungi, Ascomycota, Sordariomycetes, Hypocreales, Nectriaceae. Bases 1 to 1779 code for a protein of 592 amino acids. The transcript has a single exon.